GGAGCGCAGGGAGCGGACGGGAGCGGGCCGGGAGCAGCGGCGAGAUCGGGGUCAGGAUGAGGGUGCGCAGGCUGUGGGUGCUGGUGCUGCUGCUCGGGCUGGCUCACAUCGCCCUCCUGGCGCGGGGCGCGGCGGCCCAGGAGGAGGAGGACGGAGACGGAGAAUCUGUUACAAAAGAAGCCGAUGAUGACAGUGAUGAUGAUGAUGAUGAUGAAGAUGAUGAUGAAGAUGAUGAUGAUUCUGUAGUUAAAGAAGAAAAUGGUGUAUUAGUCUUGAAUGAUGCAAACUUUGACACCUUUACUGCGGACAAGGAUACUGUGCUGCUGGAGUUCUACGCACCAUGGUGUGGGCAUUGCAAGCAGUUUGCUCCUGAGUAUGAAAAGAUAGCCAAAACUCUGAAGGAAAAUGACCCUCCUAUUCCUGUUGCCAAAAUAGAUGCUACUGCAGCCACUUCACUAGCAAGUCGUUUUGACGUCAGUGGCUACCCAACCAUCAAAAUCCUGAAAAAAGGCCAGCCUGUUGACUAUGACGGUUCUAGGACGGAAGAUGCAAUUGUGGCCAAAGUGAAGGAGGUCUCUGACCCCAGUUGGACCCCUCCACCCGAAGCUACUCUGGUAUUGACCCAGGAUAAUUUUGACGAUGUCGUGAAUGGUGCUGACAUAAUCCUGGUGGAGUUCUAUGCUCCAUGGUGUGGACACUGCAAAAGGCUUGCUCCAGAAUACGAGAAGGCUGCUAAGGAGCUCAGCAAGCGCACGCCUCCAAUUCCCUUAGCUAAGGUUGAUGCCACUGCUGAAACUGAGCUUGCAAAGAAGUUUGAUGUUACUGGCUACCCAACUCUCAAAAUCUUCCGCAAGGGCAAACCUUAUGACUACAGUGGGCCACGGGAAAAAUAUGGUAUUGUCGACUACAUGAUUGAACAGGCUGGUCCUCCAUCCAAACAGAUUCAGGCUACCAAGCAGGUACAGGAAUUUCUGAGGGAUGGGGAUGAUGUCAUCAUCAUUGGUGUCUUUAGUGGAGAGAAUGACAAAGCCUAUCAGCUCUAUCAGGAAGCAGCUAACGGUUUGAGAGAAGAUUAUAAGUUUCAUCACACCUUCAGCAACGAGAUUGCAAAACUACUGAAAGCAUCUCCAGGAAAACUAGUUGUCAUGCAGCCAGAAAAAUUUCAGUCAAAGCAUGAGCCCAAGAUGCACAUUCUGAAUCUUAAAGAUUCUACAGAUGGGUCAGAGAUUAAAGAGCAUGUGCUAAAACAUGCUUUGCCUCUAGUUGGUCAUCGGAAGCCUUCCAACGAUGCUAAGAGAUAUGCUAAGCGUCCUCUAGUGGUGGUCUAUUAUUCUGUGGACUUCAGUUUUGACUACCGAGUUGCUACCCAGUACUGGAGAGGCAAAGUCCUGGAAGUGGCCAAAGACUUUCCUGAAUAUGUGUUUGCUGUUUCUGAUGAGGAGGAUUAUUCUUCUGAAAUAAAAGAUUUGGGCCUGCUUGAGAGCGGAGAGGACGUCAACGUUGCCAUUCUGGAUGAAGGUGGCAAGAAAUAUGCCAUGGAGCCAGAAGAGUUUGACUCUGAUGUACUCAGACAGUUUGUGCUGGCAUUCAAAAAAGGAAAACUGAAGCCAAUUGUGAAGUCCCAGCCAGUGCCAAAAAAUAACAAAGGGCCUGUGAAAGUGGUAGUGGGUAAAACUUUUGAUACCAUAGUAAUGGAUCCAAAGAAUGAUGUUCUCAUAGAGUUCUAUGCCCCAUGGUGUGGACACUGCAAGAAACUUGAACCAGUGUAUACAGAGCUAGGCAAAAAAUACAAGAAUGAGAAAAAUCUAGUUAUAGCCAAGAUGGAUGCUACUGCCAACGACGUGACAAACGACCACUACAAAGUGGAAGGAUUCCCCACCAUCUACUUUGCUCCGAGGGACAAGAAGAACAACCCUAUUAAAUUUGAAGGCGGGGACAGAGAUUUAGAGCAUUUGAGCAAAUUUAUAGAGGAGCAUGCAACAAAACUCUCCAGAACAAAAGAAGAGCUUUAGAUAAGUUGAGGGUGGUGAAGAAAAAUUGUUUGUACGUUGUAGUUAAAAUCAAGUUACUGACAAAACUUCGUGAGAGAAGAGUUAAGCAGUUUGAGCAAAGAGAUUCUUGAGCAGUAAAGUAAUUGCAGUAUCUUUUUUUUUAUAUAUGGCAGAAGAGUUUUUUUCUGGACACUGAACUUAAUACUCUAAUAUGAAUGUCUUGUCUUAGUUAUGGUUUUGAUCUUUGGAGAAAAAUACAUCCUUUAUUUUUUGUGACUAUCUUGAGCUUUAUUCUUUGACUCAAAUGCAGCUGUUUUUAAGUUAAAAAAUACUACCAAAAAGAGAGAAGCAGAUUCCUCAGCCAAACAGAUUUCUUUGUCUUAUUUGUUGUUAGGGUUACUGGGGUGAGCAGUCUUUUCAGCCAGUCUUUUUUGUUAUGUUUCUGUAUACCUCUUCUUUUGACUAUAUCACUGUAUUCAUUGAGGAGGAUAAGAAUGGAGGUUUUCUAAAGUGUGGAUGAAUUAUUUGGUCCUAUUGAGAUAAGACACAGUGACUUGCUAGCCAAAUAUGCCUGUCUGUUUUAGCUUUUUACCUCUCUGUAGAGAGGGUGAUGCUAAAAUAGAAAGUUUUUCUAAUUUACUUCACUUCAGUAGUCCAUAUUGACCCAUUUAUAUCUUAGUCUUCCUAAAUAUGUUUUGGAGUAAUUGGAGUGUGGCAGAAAGAGCAUUUAGUGGGUGGAAGUGCUUGGAUUCUGGUAUCAGACCUGUGUGUUACUGUCUCCUUUCCUUUUGCAGAGAGGAAAGUUUGAUAGUGAUUCUUCUUUAGAGAAGGAGACUGAGACUUUCUGAUGGCCUUUAUUCCUGUAGCAAGUACUGCAGGUACAAAAGAUGAUCACAUAUUCUCUGUGCUCCUCUUGGGAUAUAUGCAUUAAAAAGUGGGGUUUUAUCUUGAAUGUCCCACUUUAGGUAUGUCCAUAACUUUAUGGGCUGUGUUGAGGGCACAGACUUACAUACUCUAGAAGCACUGUCUGACUCUUCUCAGAGCUGUGUUGCUGCAGUGGGUGCGACUUGGGAGUCACUGAGGCAGUCUGGAUACAUAUUUCAUUUUAGAGGUAGUGCUACUCCAGCAGCACUGCUUUAUGCCUUGUGAAGUAUCAUCAGUCUUCCUUCAGUAAUUGCUUGUUUCGUUAAUUUUUAGCUUUUGAAGGUCUAAAACCACCACCUGAUCAUUCUUUACUUCUGGGGAGAUUAAAGAAUCCUUCUGUGUUGCAAGGAUAAAACCAUGUCCAGGAGGUGGCUGUUAAGGUAUUGUCUGAGUACCCAAAAGACCCUGGAAGGGGGUAUGCAGUCCUUGUCUUUUCCUACUGCACUUUGCAUCCCUGAUGAAGGGACCUUCCCUGUUGCCUUAACAGGGGACUGUUCUCCAAUGACUGUUAACAACCCACACAGCAGAGUGUGACUAUCAAUUAUUCUUGAAGAGGUAUGUGGGACUGCAUGAAGGCUUUCCCUUCAUUAAUUGUUUAGCUGAAGCUAGUAAACAAAGCUCACCAGCGAAUGAUGAAUGAGGGGGACAGUAUCAAAUCUCCAGAGAGUAUUGCAGUGUGCCUGAGUGCUAUUCAGCUCCUGUUGUUUAUCAGCAAAAGCUGAGAAGCUAAGCAAGCAAGUGUUAGAGCAGUGUAAUCAUUCACUUCAGGCCCUGGCAUUGUAAAUCUCCUCUUUUCACAUUAGAGGGCUUUUUUUUCUCUACUGUACUUAAAUGUACAGGUGUCUGUUAAGCUUAGGCAGUAUUUCACCUACAAGAUCCUUACCAAGUGCACUGUCUUCCCAACGAUUGCCCGUUUCUGUUUGCAGCUUUUCUGUAGAGCCUCCAAAGGCCAUAAUCUGUGAUAAAUGUGUUGUGCAGGCAACAGGAGGGAGAUCAGACUUACCUGAGCACCAGAGGUGAUUUUUUUCUGCUUUAGACAAGUAGCAAGGUCUUGUCUUCCAGUGAUAUCAACUCAGUUCUUCAAAGAAGUUGUCACAGGCUUUUCAGAUUGGUUCUUAAAACAUAGUUCAGGUUGUAUCCUUAAGCAAAUACCUCACAAAAUGCUGCAGCAAACUAAACUGCUCCUGCUUGUAAGUUAGUUGCAGACUUUCAGGGGUUUAUUCUAAAAUAGAUGCUACUUAAUCACCAGGAGGAUAUGGAUAAAUAUGGAGCAUGUAGAAGGGAGAGUGAAAAGUCCUUUAUUGAUGGUGAAGACUACAAUCAGGGCUGAAACUCCAUUCUUCUUGAGUUAAAGUUGAUCAUGACAGUUUCUUAUGUCUCUUCUUGUAGGUGGUAAAUUAUAAACACUGUCAUUGCCAAUGCUGUACUCUUUCUGUAAACUUCUUCCUCCCAGCAGGAGCUGACACUACUCUGUGUUGAAACCAACCUCUCCAGCCUGCUGGGAGGCCUUGUGGCAAUAAAAGGCUCAGGGCCCAGGGGAGUGUCCAAGGUGUGCUUGCUCAGUGCUCCUGACACCUCACUGUUUCUUGCCUUCACAGGUGGAGGCAACCUGGUACAUACAGAGUUACUUCAGGACUGUGCUCAAAAACCUGAAUUUUGUUCUGGAGCACCAGUGCUUAAGUCAGAGCUAAAUAAGGAAGAGGAAUACACUAGCUGCAGUGUUGCUUACAGUUUCUUGACAGCCAUAGGUGCAAAAGCAAGCAGUGUUACCCCAAAUAGGUUAUGGGUUUAGGUUAUGAGCAGAAGAGAGAAUGAGGACUUGUUCCAUCCUUACACUAGUGUCACCUGGCCACAUUUACUGUGAGUCCUUGACUUUGCCACACACCUUGGCAUCUGCAUGUCAUAAUAAAUAUAUUUAUCACUUCCCAGCAAGGUGAGGACGCUGUUGCCUCUCAGCUUUGGGCAGAGUCAUACUGGGAGGGAAGCGAACUGCUUUCCUUAGUUCCCAUAUCCUACCCCUUGCUGUCUGUGCUAUCCACAUCACAUGAACUUUCUGUGAAACUCACUGGGAUGGCUACAUCAUAAGGACUGUUUUCUCUGUAGAUAAAGUGAUAUUGAUGUGAUUGAUGCCUUCUAAGGAGAAGAGCUCAUACCAUCUUUCAGAAUUUGUUAAAUGCAUUAUGCAUGUCUGCUUUUCCCUUCCUGGUGCAUUAGGAUGCUUUUCUAAACAUCCUAAAUUCUUUAAUUAAGAAGUUGCCUGAGUGCUACUGAUUAGCCCUUCUACUGAUUAGGUUUUCCCUUCUUAUAGAAGAAAAAUAAAAGUGCGUGUAGUGCAGAAUAAUAAGAGAGCUCCCCUCACUUACUCUUAGUCACGGCUGCAUAAGCAUAUGGCAUCAUUUCUGAUUAUGAUUCCAGGUGGAAGAAAUCCUGCAGUUCAUGCAGAACUGAUUUGUAUAAUACUAACAGUUCCUGGAUAGGCUCAAAGGAGCCUGGCCUGGCAUAAAUAUCUCCUAUACAUGCAUCCUCUAGAAAACAAAUUUAUUUCUAUAAACUCUAGUACAGCAGUAGUCAGACUUGAGACUUCUUUGGGGCCAGUUCCUUUCCCUGAAGGGUCAAGAACUAAGGUAAGCAGCAACUGUAGCAGAGCUGGUGCUCCUUGAGGAGUGAGUUUGUCUGUACUGUCUUUGGGACAGUAAAUAUGACCUGGGAUCCCGAUACUGCAUCAAUUGCUAGCUUUUUUGAUACUGGAGGAGAUUUGUUAGCAGUAGACGGUUUGCAAUCAAGUUAUUACUUAGUUUCUACUCUAAGAAAUUUUAUACUUCAAAACUGUGAAUUAUAAUGAUGCCUGGGUAUGACCUAAGAUUGUCUGGUACCAAGCAAGCAAGGCACUGCAGGGCUGGAAACUACUUCACAAAGCUGAUCUGUUCUUUUGUACAUGAGGCUAUGUGUUGAGGAAAUGGGCUUCUGAAAAGCAGAACAUGAAUAAAUGAUAAAGGUUAAAGGCUUCUCUGGAAAGUAGCAUUAACUGUAGCGGUCAGACUGGUAUCCUUUCUUUUCUGGUAGGCAAGAGAAGUCACUGGAAGCUGUCCAUGCUCCAAAAGGCUUCUUGAUCACAGCCUUCAUUAGUAAUGGACUGGUCAGAGGGUUGAGUGUUGCAGUCUGCAUGCUCAGCCCUUGGUGUGGGGUAACGGUAUGCCAAGCCCUGUGCAAACAAGUGUGUAAUCCACUUAGUCAAACUGGUAUGGACCCUUGUAUCUGUUAUGCAAUAUGGCUUUGGUUUGCUGUACUUAAGUUGCAAAACUCCCUUUUUCGAUGCAGAUCAGGGAUCUAUGAGCAAGCCUAGCCAAAGUCUCUGAAAUGCUACCGCAUCUUGGCUCAGUUGUCAAGUGUUUUUGAGACUUCAGCUAGUGGUGCUGCACAGCGUGAAGUGAGGUGUUGCAGGAAUUGCUGCACAUCACAGCAGUGCAUUUGUCAGGGGAGGGCUCUCAAUGACCAACUACAAAGGGCUCCCCUUCUUUUCCUGCCUGGAUCCAUGGUAGGUCACAUGAAGCCAUGCAGCCAUGGGCUGGAGAAAUGUUGUUCUGCCAUGCGUGAACUAUUUUGAUACCUGCCCAGAAUCCCGCUCGUAAGUCAGCUUGUUCUCUUUCAACAUCUUUGGAGGUUGCUGUGCACCGAAGCUGGUUCCUUUAGACACGCUCUGCAUGCUCUCAGGCCACAGACUGAUAUCAUGCUAGUGCUGGAUUUUCUGUGAGAGCAGCUGGUUUUAUAUGAAGCCACUGUGCUGUAAUCUGAUCCUCUGCACCGUUCCCAAGUGUGUGGACAAGCUCUGUAUGUACCAUGAAAACUAAAUUAUCAUGUCUUUCCAGAGGCUGGGUGAGACUGCUUGGGUCUGAAAGGACGUUACUCUUCUCCAGUUUCAUUUUUUUUCAUCUAGAGAGGAAGAGAUCUGCUCUGUGAAUUACUCUGAAUCCUUACAUUAGAAAGGUGGAAGUUUCAGUUUCAGAAAUGCUGUUCAAAUCCCAAGCUGUGUGUGGCUUGGUAAAGAUAAAGGAGAUAAAGCUAUUUUUAGUGCAAAUAAAACCCUUAUCACAAUCAGUAACCCAAUCCUCUGAAGGAUUUCCAUAUGCUGGGAUUUUGAACAGCCAGUUGUUUCUUCAUAGUGAAAGCUGACACUUAUCAACCUGCUCUCAAUUAAUGCCUUGCUGCUUGCCUUUGUCAAAGUUACAGUGGCCUUCCUGAAAUUCAGUGUGUUUUGCUUUACAAUAGGAAAGAAUUGUUCUUCAGUACAGCCUGGUAAAAUGCUGCUCAGAAUGAUAAAAGCAGGGUAAAGGAAAAUACUGCAGAAGGUGGUCUCAGGGGAAGAAAAAAAAAAAGUAAAUGGUAACUCAAUUUCAAUUUGAGUCAAUGAAGUCAGAGAAAUCAAGGCUAGACAGGACCAUUUACUCAGCUAAUCUGACUGGUUUACAGAUCAGACCCCAAGUUCUCAGCUGUUUGCUUUCCUUAGUCAGCCUAAUAACUUGCAUUUAAGC
Messenger RNA from Lepidothrix coronata (blue-crowned manakin), 7444 nucleotides. RefSeq names its product protein disulfide isomerase family A member 4 (gene PDIA4). Gene Ontology annotation, biological process: response to endoplasmic reticulum stress; protein folding. Gene Ontology annotation, molecular function: protein disulfide isomerase activity. Bases 57 to 2012 code for a protein of 651 amino acids. The record is from RefSeq and is a predicted model, not a curated record. The transcript has 10 exons. Lineage: Eukaryota; Metazoa; Chordata; Aves; Passeriformes; Pipridae. Gene Ontology annotation, cellular component: endoplasmic reticulum; endoplasmic reticulum lumen; cell surface.